AUGGCGCCUUUCGAGUUCAAUUCCACUACCCAUUUCCUCGCUUCAUACGACUCCACCACGAUCGACGUCUACGAGCUGAUGAUUUCGUCAACGAGCUCACCGCCGUCAGCGGUCAGAGCCACCGACUGCAAGCUCGUCACAAUUAUCGCGACCUGUAGCCGCGACCAGCUGGAGGAGAAUCAAUACGACGCCCUGAAGCUGUUCGACGAGGAGAUCGCGGGACGGGACCUGAGGAAUCUGGCGGAAGACCUCUCCCAGUCGCAUUUCUACGUCAACCCACUUGGCAACACCUUCAUAGACGUAUCCGGCGGCGGCGGAGGAUUCGUCGACCCGGCGUUUGGGGUACAGUUCUUCAGAUUAAACGACACCUUCAACUGGUCUCAAUACGGCGCCGUUAGACCCCCUCCGCCGUCUUCAGUCGCCAAUCUGUGGGACACCCGCCACGGAUUCCCCUGCCGCAGCGGCGAGAAGAGCGAGGCGAUCGUCGAUUACAAAAAGCAAUUGAAGGAGAAGGACGAGAAAUUGGGGGAAUUGAAGACUCAAUUGAAAUCCAAUACCAUAGAUCUGGAAUCGGCGAAGAGGGAUCUGGAGAAGUACCAAAAGUGGUGCUACGAUUUCAGUCCAGUGCGGUGUUGGGUGCCGUCGUUUAAGGAGGAGGCGAUCGAUGCGUUCUGGCUGUUGGACGAGGAUUGCGGCGGACUUCCCCCGCCGCCGACGGUCCAGGUGUGGAACGCCGACGGGAAGUUUGAUGCUGAGAAUUGGUGGUGUAUUAAGGCGAAUCGGAGGAUGCAAGGUGGUGGGGAGACGACGAUGCUGGUGUAUUACGACGGCGAUUUCGAUUAUGCGGUGAUUGAUAAUCCGAUGACGUCGAGAAAGGAGCGGGUUUCGGUGCCGUAUAAGGUGAAGAACGGGGAGUUCGCGGCGGAUCGGAAUUUCAGCCUCGGGUAUUUUCCUUUCACUUGGGAGACUCCUGUGGAGCUGGUGCCAUCUCUGGAGCGUGGACAUGGUGGUGGUGAUGGUGUUCAGCCUUCUCCUCUGGCGCAUGGUGAUGAUGGCGAUGGUGGUGGUGUUCUUCGGACUUGUGUGGAGGAAGAACAUGGUGAUGGUGAUGAUGUUCAUGAGAUGAGGGAGCCAUCGCCAUUGGCGCGUGAGCAGGAGCUGGAAGGACCUUGGAUGGAGCGUGAGUCUUGGACUUGUGAUGAACACUUGCUGCAGCCUACAUUACAUCACAAGUUCACAACUCAAAACUAA
Molecule: messenger RNA, 1251 nt
Organism: Linum tenue
Lineage: Eukaryota; Viridiplantae; Streptophyta; Magnoliopsida; Malpighiales; Linaceae
Source: the annotation of a GenBank genome assembly